This is a messenger RNA of Pimephales promelas (fathead minnow), 1299 nucleotides long. NCBI's taxonomy places the organism in Eukaryota, Metazoa, Chordata, Actinopteri, Cypriniformes, Leuciscidae. The record is from RefSeq and is a predicted model, not a curated record.
UGACGUUCAGAUGAGAGCUGCACGCUCUAAAUACAAAUAGCCAAACAACAACAUUUGACUGUAUGCCGUGAGACAACGACAAAGAAAGCAUCUGAUCAUAGUGAUUUGGAUAUGUUUUCACCAGCUCUGCAAUUCACCUCCAUCAUUGUCGACAUAUGAGGCAGUACUUUGGAAAUUCCGGUGCAGUAAAUUGCAUGACUGCUGGGAAAUGAUGUGGGAGUGGGAUUCCCUCUCAAUGGCCUAUAAAAAACCAAGAGGAGAGGCUUCACUCCUCACACUUUCACUUCAGCUCCAGCAGCACUUGCUACUUUCUUUGAAAGCUCAUCAAACCAUUGGAGUUGAUCUUUGCAUUUCUUAUCGAUUUUUAUCCACUAGCAAACAAGUUAUGGCAUUUUUACCCAAAGUCCUUCCCCUGCUGCUGCUCGCAGUAGUGUGUGUUCAGCUGAGUGGAGUUCUAGCUAACGUACGGGACAGAUGUUGGUGUGUGGAAAAUUUGAAGAAAGGCCUCCGAAAGGACACUAUUGAAGAGUUCUCUGUUUUACCCAUUAGGCCAUACUGCGACCAAGUAGAAAUCAUACUGAAAUUAAAACAAGCGAGUAAUUCAAGUAAAGUCAUCGAGCGGUGCUUGGAUCCAAACACAUUGCAAGGAAAGAACCUGCAGUCUUGCUGGAAGAGCAAGAACAUCAAUAACACAGACACUUUUAAGAUGUCGGAUUGCCCAAUGGCUCAAAAAGCAUCAAGCCAGAAAUGAAAGUACGGAAGAGCACGGGAGAACAGAACGGGGGGAUUUGGAAACUCCAGAGACCCUGCAAGUGGAAUUCCAUCCUGUCACAUGACCCAGCACGGCCCAAUCAGGGAUUUGAGAGAUGGCCUCAUGCAGUUAAUGGGAAAUCACAGAAGAGCAGAGAACAGCCGCCUGCCAGUAUACUGCUGACGCAGAUGUUGUCCACAAAAGCGGUUUUGUUAUAGAAUUCACUUGCUGUAUGACUGAAACACUGAAUGUAACAUUACUCCAAGCAGUAUUUAAACUAUAUUUAAAUGUUUUUUUUUUUAUCAUGAGCUUAUUUAAAUUAUUGUACAAUGUUUAAUAUUAAAAUGUGCAGUUGUUACUAAGAAACUACUUCUGUCUGAUCAGACCCUUUAAUGUUACAUUAUAUUACAUCUUUUGUAAUAUAAUAUUACAUCUACACAUUUUUUGACAUGACGUUUUUUUAAACAUGAAGUAUAUUUUUAGGCCAGCUAACAAAAGAUUUUACAGUGUUCUUUUGUACUGUUUUGUAAUAAAUUGCAUAAAGACAA